AUGCAGGCGUGCGAGGGCAGCGCAGCCGGACGCCGGGCCUUCGACAGCAUCUGCCCCAACAGGAUGCUGGACCUGUCGCGGCGGCCCCUCGGCAAGCCCGGGAAGCCGGAGAGGAAGUUCGUUCCUCCGUGGAAGUCCUUCUCGGGAUGCAGCGGCCACAGCCCAGUGUCGGUGUUCGAGGAUCCCCCUGACGCAGAGCCGGCUGCACUGCCAGCCCUCACCACCAUAGACCUGCAGGACCUUGCAGACUGCACCUCGCUACUCGGCUCCGAAGCGUCUCCUAGUGGUGAUUCUUCCGCCUCGCAGAAUCACUCCUUGCAAACUGAAGAAGAUUUCAACCUGCAGGAUUUCAGAGACACGGUGGAUGAUCUCAUUGCAGAUUCAUCCUCUUUGAUGUCGCCUCCCCUGACCGACGGUGACUUUCCCUUUUCCCCUGGCGAUGUCUCAUCUUUCGGGUCCUGCCUCUCCCCAUCGCUGGACCCACCUGCCUUGGGGUCUCCGCCGCCGCUGCCCCCACCGCCUUGCGCUCCAGACCUGCCGCCACCGCCAACCGAGCAGUACUGGAAGGAGGUGGCCGACCAGAACCAGAGAGCCCUGGGGACUGCUCUCAUAGAGAAUAACCAACUGCACGUGACGCUGACGCAGAAGCAGGAAGAGAUCGCCUCGCUCAGGGAGAGGAACGUGCAGCUGAAAGAACUGGCCAGCCGGACCCGGCACCUGGCCUCAGUGCUGGACAAGCUGAUGAUCACGCAGUCCCCAGCAGAGCCCUUCCAGAUCAAGGCGACGACGAAGAGGAGCCUGGAGGAGCUGUUCUGUGCGGCGGGGCAAGCAGGACAGGGUUGCUCGGAAGUGGACGCCAUCCUCAGGGACAUCUCCCAGCGCUGCGAUGAAGCCCUGCAGAACCGCGACCCCAAGCGGCCCAGGCUGCAGCAAGAGCCAGGCAGCAAGAACUGCAGCUCCAGGAACCUGCACGGGACCUUCCGAGGGCUGCGCACGGACUGCAGCGCCAGCUCGGUGAACCUGAGCCAUAGUGAGCUGGAGGAGGGCGGCUCGUUCAGCACGCCCAUCCGCAGCCACAGCACCAUCCGAACUCUGGCCUUCCCUCAGGGCAAAGCCUUCACCAUCCGGACAGUCACCGGUGGUUACAAAUUCCGCUGGGUCCCCAGCUGAGCAGGGAUGUGGUUUCCCCUAAAACACUGCCCUGUAUCCAGACAGAAGCGCCGGCCAGCCAGUGGGAAUAACUAGAACUGUUUUCCACAUCUGGUUUCCAGAAUUCUCUGCAAGUGAAUGCCAUUCGGAAACUAACUUUUUCAGGAACGUAAAUGUUCCUGAAAUGUUGAUACUUGUGCACUGAAAUGUUCUGCUCGGAAGCACUGUAUAUUCCUCACCUUUUCUCGGUGAAAUUGUGUGUGCAUACAUGUGCACACGUGCUACACACACACCAUAGUCCAACUUAAAAUUAUUUGUUUUCUA
Messenger RNA from Peromyscus maniculatus bairdii (prairie deer mouse), 1473 nucleotides. It is a transcript of the gene Mcidas, whose product is annotated as multiciliate differentiation and DNA synthesis associated cell cycle protein. The record is from RefSeq and is a predicted model, not a curated record. Gene Ontology annotation, biological process: negative regulation of DNA replication; negative regulation of cell cycle. Gene Ontology annotation, cellular component: nucleus. NCBI's taxonomy places the organism in Eukaryota, Metazoa, Chordata, Mammalia, Rodentia, Cricetidae.